UGCUGGGCGCAGCGUACUACCGCUGGUCGCGCAGGCGCCUCUACAAGCUCGCGGCCGAGAUACCGUGCUUACCGGACAGCUACCCCGUCAUCGGACACGCACACAUCUUCGCUGGUAGCAAUAAAGAUAUUAUGCAAGCGUUACAAAACCUGGGUCGAACAUCGAAUGAACACGAUGGCCUUACAAGUUUCUGGGUGGCCAAUAGGCUGUUAGUUAGUAUGACAGAUCCUAAGGCUAUCGAAGUGGUGUCUAAAGCGUGCCUGGACAAAGAUGAAUUCCUAAUAAAAUAUAUGCGAACCGCAAUAGGCAACGGAUCUAUAUUUGCCCCAGUAAACAUUUGGCACCUUCGUCGCAAAAUCAACGCGCCUUUCUUCAGCCGCAAGAACCUGGACCAGCUGAUGCCGGUGUUCGACGCGAAGAGUUCCAUCAUGGCCGACCUGCUGCGGACCGAGGCGGGGGGAGGCGACUUCCCCAUCUGGAGAUACGUCACCACGUUCACGUUCGAUACAGUUUGUGAAAACAGUAACAACGAACUGUCACAUUUCAUCGACGUGGUAAUCCAGUCUUCCGGAGGGCUAGAGAAAGGUUACUCGAACAUGGAACUGCGUGAAGAACUGCUAGUGUUCAUGGUCGCCGGGAGCGACACGUCGGCCACCGCGGUCAGCUACACCGCCGUGCUGCUGUCCCGGUACCCGGCCGUGCAGGAUAAAGUGUACCAGGACGACACGUCGGCCACCGCGGUCAGCUACACCGCCGUGCUGCUGUUCCGGUACCCGGACGUGCAGGAUAAGCUGCUGGUGUUCAUGGUCGCCGGGAGCGACACGUCGGCCACCGCGGUCAGCUACACCGCCGUGCUGCUGUUCCGGUACCCGGACGUGCAGGAUAAGGUGUACCAGGAAAUACAAGAAGUGUUUGGCGAGUCGGACCGCGCCGUGACUGCAGAGGAUCUGCUGAAGCUGACGUAUCUGGAGGCCGUCAUCAAGGAGAGCCUGCGACUCUACCCGCCCGUGCCGAUAGUGGUGCGAGAGGUCCACGAGGAUAUACUUCUGCCGUCAGGCACAACGCUGGUGGACGAGACGACGGUGAUGUUCAACAUCUGGGGCACGCACCGCAACCCCGCGUACUGGGGCCCCGACGCGGAGGAGUUCCGCCCCGAGCGGUUCCUGCAGGGCCCGCUGCCGCACCCCGCCAUGUUCGUGCCCUUCAGCUACUCCGUCAGGAACUGCCUCGGUUAGUAUA
Molecule: messenger RNA, 1239 nt
Organism: Cydia fagiglandana
Lineage: Eukaryota; Metazoa; Arthropoda; Insecta; Lepidoptera; Tortricidae
Product: cytochrome P450 4d8-like
Exons: 9
Coding region: 132-1235 (367 amino acids)
Molecular function (GO): oxidoreductase activity, acting on paired donors, with incorporation or reduction of molecular oxygen; heme binding; monooxygenase activity
Source: RefSeq, a predicted model, not a curated record